Messenger RNA from Neltuma alba, 1894 nucleotides. Its product is annotated as putative pentatricopeptide repeat-containing protein At1g12700, mitochondrial. The transcript has 2 exons. The record is from RefSeq and is a predicted model, not a curated record. Gene Ontology annotation, molecular function: protein binding. The coding region runs from base 1 to 1764 and encodes 587 amino acids. Lineage: Eukaryota; Viridiplantae; Streptophyta; Magnoliopsida; Fabales; Fabaceae.
AUGCUCACUCUCACAACACACUCUCCCUCAAAUCCCAAGGAGGAAUUUGAGUUAGAACUUUUAUCGGAACGCCACAGUGGGUGGUGUCCGUACUCUCUUGCCGUUCAAAGACGCCUCAAGGUAUGGCUUCUCCAAAUUUCCUUUGUUGCUGCAUCGUCUCCAACUUUAUUCCGUCUUUCUCCUUCACACGUCCUAACUUCCCGCUUCCGUCUCCAUUCCCAUUGGACAAAUCCUCAGAACAUUGAAGAGGCUGUCUCUUCUUUCCAUGGCCUGCUUCAAAGCCAUCCCCCACCGUCUAUAGUCCAAAUUACUAAGAUUUUAGGAUAUGUUGCUAGAACGAAACAUUAUCACAUUGCUCUCUCCCUUUUCGCACAAGCAGAAUCUAAGGGAUUCACGCCAGGUUUGGUAACACUGAGCAUCUUAAUUAAUUGUUACUGCCACGUGGGUCAAAUUGCUUUUGCUUUCUCUGCCUUAGGCAAGAUUCUUAAGAUAGGCUGUCAGCCAGAUACGGUUACUCUGAAUACACUAAUGAAGGGCCUCUGUAUCAAUAAUGAGGUCGGGAAGGCCUUGGAUUUUCAUGAUGAUCUGAUAGCAAAAGGGUUUCAGUUAAAUGUAGUUAGCUAUGGCACAAUCGUCAAUGGCCUAUGCAAGAUGCGAAAAACAAGAGCUGCGGUUAAAUUGCUCCACAAAAUUGCUAGAGGGCCGGUUAAGCCUGAUUUAAUUAUUUAUAAUACAAUUAUUGAUGGCUUUUGCAGAGAAAGGCUUAUCACUGAAGCCUGUGGUUUAGUUCAUGAAAUGAUUGAUUACGGUAUAGCUCCUGAUGGCGUGACCUACAGCUCUCUCAUACGUGGCCUUUUUGUCAUGGGUAAAUGGUCAGAAGCUGCAAAGUUGUUUAAUCAAAUGAGUCAUGAAGGCAUCAACCCUAAUGUUCAUACUUUUACUAUACUGGUUGAUGCAUUUUGCAAAGAAGGAAGUGUUACCAAAGCUGAAGCUGUUAUUGGUUUGAUGAUGAAGUGUGGUAUAAAACCUAAUGUAGUUACUUGCAGCACUUUAAUGGAUGGUUACUGUUUGAUUAAUAAUGUUAGUGAGUCAAGAAAUCUAUUCAACAAGAUGGUCCAGAGUGGUUUGGCUCCUAAUGUUAUUAGUUAUAGUAUUUUAAUUAAUGGACUCUGUAAAAUCAAGAUGGUGGAUGAGGCCAUGGAUCUCUUUAUGGAGAUGAAGAGCAAAAGUUUGACUCCCAAUAUUGUCACCUAUAGCUCUCUUGUUGAUGGUUUGUGCAAAUCCGGUAAAAUGUCCUAUGUGCAGGAUAUUAUUUAUGAGAUGUAUGAUAGAGGUCAGGCCCCAAAUAUAAUAUUUUAUAGUAUCUUGUUAGAUGGAUUGUGCAAAAGUGGUCAUCUUGAUCAGGCUAUUACAUUAUUUCAGCGAAUUGUUGAUCAUAAAAUGCAGCCUGAUACAUGCACAUAUACUGUACUUAUUAGUGGUUUGUGCAAAGCUGGUAGAUUAAAUGAUGCGUGGCAGAUUUUUCAGUGUCUUUUGGUCAAUGGCUAUCCUUUGAAUGUCCGAGCAUAUACUGCAAUGAUGAAUGGACUCUGUAAAGAGGGUUUGUUCGAUGAGGUUAAGUCCUUGGCUUCUACAAUGAAGGAGAAUGGAUGCUCACCUAAUUUUGUAACCUUUGAUGGAAUUAUUAGACCUCUUUUGGAAAAAGGUGAGAAUGAUAUGGCAAAGGAUGUACUAGAUGAGAUGUUCACAAGAGGUCAAGGUUAGAUACUUUGCUUCAGAAUUAUUUGAUUGUUGAUGCUCACUUUUGUGAUGAAAUUUGCUGUAAUAUUCAACAGAUUUGUUUCUUCUAAGUAAACUUUGCGGAGUUUAUAACAGCUGACUGCAAUUGCCCAUG